This is a messenger RNA of Paraglomus brasilianum, 1002 nucleotides long. NCBI's taxonomy places the organism in Eukaryota, Fungi, Glomeromycota, Glomeromycetes, Paraglomerales, Paraglomeraceae. The record is from the annotation of a GenBank genome assembly.
AUGAGCGCAUCAAAUAAUUCUCUGGAAGAAGAAACCCUCGAACUCGAAAUAAACAGAGAGAAUGGUUCCAGACAUCUCGUUUCUCCUGGCUCGCCUAUGCAUAUCGCUUCACCCAACGACGCAGUCUUCAAUUUCGAGACAUCGGAAUCAAGUGUUUCUGAUGAGAUAUAUGAGCCGUAUACUGAUAAUCCAACAGAAAUAUCUGCUUCAGCUCCUCUGUUAUUGGUAAGUGACGCAAAUCAGAUAUUAAGAAGAAAAUUAGCCGACUGGAUCGGACGUUAUGCUAGCAUGGUGACUAAUUUAAUGGCGAUAUCCUCAGACGUCGUCAGUUUUGCAAUAAGUCUUCUGUCAAUAUAUCUCGCACGACGACCGGCGACUAAGAAUCUCUCUUAUGGUUAUCAUCGUGCUGAGAUCUUGGGUGCGCUUAUUUCAGUAUUCAUAAUCUGGGGCCUAACCGGGUAUCUUGUAAUGGAAGCAAUAGAACGUUUGAAAAAUCCUCAUGAGAUAGACGGUAAGACUAUGUGUCUUAUCGCGGCCAUUGGAGUUGGUGUUAAUGUCGUCGCUGCAAUGUUGCACGUCUUGGGCGAUCUCUUAUCGUCAAUAGGUGUCCUCAUUUCAGCCAUCGUUAUAAUGGUCAGCCCGGAUAAAGUUUGGGUCGACCCUAUAUGCACAUUUGCAUUCUCCGCGCUUGUGAUAGCCACAACGUUCGGUGUCUUGAGGGCUGGUAUUAGAAUACUGAUGGAAGGCACUCCAUCACAUAUUGAUUGCCAAGCUGUGAGGCAAGAUUUAGAGAAUAUAGAAGGCGUAAAGAAUAUACACGACUUACACAUAUGGGAAUUGACUGUUGGCAGGGCAAGCCUAACUGCUCAUAUCAGACUUCACCAGUAUGAUCCUGAUAUUCACUCAUCUCCUCCUUCUCCGGCGAAGAUUCUCCAGCAAGCUAGAUAUUUGUUAAAGAAGAAGUAUAAUCUUAGCCAUGUGACUAUCCAAAUAGAUGGAUGA